AUGUAUACCUACACUGAGACCAACAAAUUCCUCGUGCUCCUCCCCCAAGCCCACGCUGUUGCGCCGCUGGAGCUGGGCAUGCCCUCCAAAGCCGCCGACCCCAGUGCUGAAUCCUCCAUCGACGAGAGCCAGGCCGUCGAGGCGAUCCCUGUUACGUCCAAGUCGCACCGCUCGCCCAGCACUGGUGCCAGCAUUGCGUCAGACGACAGCGCCCUGAGCUGCGGCUUUCUCAAGCUCGGUCUAUAA
Messenger RNA from Ophidiomyces ophidiicola, 246 nucleotides. RefSeq lists its product as uncharacterized. The record is from RefSeq and is a predicted model, not a curated record. The coding region runs from base 1 to 246 and encodes 81 amino acids. NCBI's taxonomy places the organism in Eukaryota, Fungi, Ascomycota, Eurotiomycetes, Onygenales, Onygenaceae. The transcript has a single exon.